Molecule: messenger RNA, 963 nt
Organism: Lodderomyces pseudojiufengensis
Lineage: Eukaryota; Fungi; Ascomycota; Pichiomycetes; Serinales; Debaryomycetaceae
Gene: MRPS9
Product: mitochondrial 37S ribosomal protein uS9m
Exons: 2
Coding region: 1-963 (320 amino acids)
Biological process (GO): translation
Cellular component (GO): ribosome; mitochondrial small ribosomal subunit
Molecular function (GO): structural constituent of ribosome; RNA binding
Source: RefSeq, a predicted model, not a curated record
AUGGUGAGUCUACGUAGCUGUAGACUAUUUUCAACCUCAUCAAAAUUGUCCAAUGGAAUUGUUAUGUCAGCAACAACUGUUACUUCAUCCACAACAACAUUCGACGAACAAAUACCUAGACCUAAUCGAUUCAGUAACAAACAAAAUAACAUCAACCAUAGAACAAAUAAUAGAAGUACAUUUCAAAUAACGGAAAAUUUGACUAUGCCUGAAUUGAAUAGAAUAAGAACAAUUCCUACCCUUAUAACAUUUUAUGGAGGUAAUCCAAUACACGAAAAUAACAUGAAUCAAUUGAAAUAUUUACUAAGAAAAUAUGAAAAUUUGCCUACAAAAGUGUUAUCUGAUGAAGAAUUAUCAACUCAAAAAUUUAUUGGAUUCGAUACUUAUAAAGAAAAAACGCAAUCAGGAACAAGAGUUAAAAAAAUACAUUAUAGAGAUUUAAUCACAAGUUUAAAUAGAUUGAGAGUUAUAGAUCCAGAGUUAAUGCCAGUCGAAGUAAUAGAUGUUUUAAACAAUUAUUAUUCAAAAAGUGCCAAUAAAUCAUCAUUACAAACAAAAUUAAAAACUUUAGACGAAUUCGGAAGAGCAAAAGCAAAAGCUAAAAGAAAAGCUUCGAAAGCUCAUAUAUAUUUAGUUCGUGGAGAAGGUGAAAUAAUUGUUAACGGUAAAAAUGUUGUUGAAUAUUUUACAAACAUAUAUGCUAGAAAAAAUUUGAAUUAUCCAUUUCAAGUAAUUGAUCAAGAAGGCAAAUAUAAUGUCUUUGCUGAAGUUAAUGGAGGUGGUUAUACAGGACAAAGUGAAGCAAUCAUGUAUGCCAUUGCAAAAGCUUUAGUAAUAUUCAAUCCAUUAGUAAAACCAAGAUUAUCAAAAGCUGGACUAAUGACUAGUGAUGCAAGAGUUGUAGAGAGAAAGAAACCUGGUAAAGUCAAAGCAAGAAAAUCACCAACUUGGGUAAAACGUUAA